AUGAAACGUGGACAGCUGUUCAUGGCAUCUCCAGCAUUCUCCCUCAAUUCCUUAUUCAUUGCUCUUGUUGUGGCACUUUUCUUCGCCGUCGCCGCCGCUCAAACAUCGGCGCCUGCGCCAGGACCUGAUGCCGGAGCUGCUGGAUCCGUUUCUAAUUCGUUCGCCAUUAUUGGAGCUUCCAUUGUUGUUUCAAUGUUGGCCAUAUUCAAGCACUGA
Sphenostylis stenocarpa is the source of this 216-nucleotide messenger RNA. The record is from the annotation of a GenBank genome assembly. NCBI's taxonomy places the organism in Eukaryota, Viridiplantae, Streptophyta, Magnoliopsida, Fabales, Fabaceae.